AGCUCAACAAUAUUUAAUUAAUUAUUUAAAAUAAAAACAGCUUUGAAUUUUCUCAUCUAUCUCUCUCCUACGUUUUUUUCUUCAUCAUCGAAGAUCUUCAAUCUCUUCGAUCUUUUCAGAGAGGGAAAGAAGAGAGAGAGACAAGAGCGAGCAUGGAUCAGAUACUAAACAAGGUGGGUUCAUAUUGGUUCAGCCAGAAGGCUAACAGGGAGAUCAAUUCUGUCGGUGAUGAUAUCAACUCCUUGUCAACCAGCAUUGAAGGAGGAACCAAAUGGUUGGUUAAUAAAAUCAAAGGAAAAAUGCAGAAGGCAUUGCCUGAACUGCUGAAGGAGUAUGACCUGCCCGUGGGAAUCUUUCCUCGUGAUGCUACCAACUACGAGUUCAACGAGGAGACUGGAAAGCUUAUUGUCUACAUACCUGCAGUAUGCGAAGUUGGCUACAAGGAUUCAUCUGUAUUGCGUUUUUCAACUACAGUAACCGGAUUUCUAGAGAAAGGAAAGCUAGCCGACGUAGAAGGAAUGAAGACUAAGGUGAUGAUAUGGGUAAAAGUUACAUCAAUCUCGUCUGAUCGAUCAAAGGUCUAUUUCACAGCUGGGAUGAAGAAAGGCAGGAGCAGAGAGGCUUAUGAGGUCCUUCGAGAUGGUGUUUGUGUGGAUAAGUUCUAAAAUGAUGCUUGUCAUGCAGGAUCAGGACGUUUAUGAGCUGUAAGUUAGUUAUCAAAUAUUUGGACCCUUUGGCUUUUUCUGCAUGAUUCGUUUAUGUAAGUACAAAAACUUGGUCGAAUCAUAUUCUAAAAUGUUGGUUGUGCAUGUCUAAUGAUCAAGAACUCUUAAAUUAA
This is a messenger RNA of Humulus lupulus (European hop), 838 nucleotides long. RefSeq lists its product as uncharacterized. Bases 153 to 665 code for a protein of 170 amino acids. The transcript has 3 exons. Lineage: Eukaryota; Viridiplantae; Streptophyta; Magnoliopsida; Rosales; Cannabaceae. The record is from RefSeq and is a predicted model, not a curated record.